Molecule: messenger RNA, 498 nt
Organism: Wickerhamiella sorbophila
Lineage: Eukaryota; Fungi; Ascomycota; Dipodascomycetes; Dipodascales; Trichomonascaceae
Product: Succinate dehydrogenase [ubiquinone] cytochrome b small subunit, mitochondrial
Exons: 1
Coding region: 1-498 (165 amino acids)
Biological process (GO): mitochondrial electron transport, succinate to ubiquinone; tricarboxylic acid cycle
Cellular component (GO): mitochondrial envelope; membrane
Molecular function (GO): ubiquinone binding; heme binding
Source: RefSeq, a predicted model, not a curated record
AUGCUGGCUGUGUCUCGGCUUGCUCUGCGUUCGUCUGUUCGCCCCGCUCUGCGAUCUGUUGUCGCCUCUCCCGUCAUGAUUUCUCGCCGUGGUCUUUUUGAGGGAUACGGUCUUCCCCAGCCGCCUGGAAACAUUGUUGGCACGGUUAACGACGCUGUUCCCACUCCUGCCCCCGACGCCGUUCACGGCUCUUACCACUGGACCUUUGAGCGUCUGGUGGCUGUUAGUCUGGUGCCCCUCACCGUUUUGCCUGUUGCUACCGGCACUCUGUCUCCCGCGGUUGACGCCCUGUUCGGCGGCUUGCUGAUUGCCCACUGCAUCACCGGCUUCCAGUCCUGUAUCACCGACUACAUCCCCACCCGCAAAUUUCCCCGUGGCCACAUAUUCUGCAACUGGCUGCUGUACAUUGGCUCGGCCGGCGCUCUUUACGGCGUUUACAAGAUCGAGACUGAGGAGGAGGGCAUCAGCGGUGCCGUUAAGAAGAUUUGGAACGCGUAA